AUGCGCAUCGCGCUCGUAAUCGUCGCAGCGCUGCACUGCGUGCAUGGCCGCUUCAAUGCGCCGCCACUGCGCCAGUGCCAAGGCGCGCUCCGCCCCUUCCAGGGCACGCAACGCGACGAAUCGACGCUCGCGGCCAUCGGCGGGUUGGUGGAGCGCGUGUAUGUCCUCUGUGCGCGGCGCUGCGAGCGGACGCCGGAGCUCGCGCCGAGCGCGUGGCGCCAUGCGUUCGUCGUCGACGGCCUGCGCUACGACCGAUGCGCGCGCGUGGACGGUGCGACGCGGCAGCAGUCGCGUGCGACGCUGACGCACCUCGCAGUGCUACAAGACGCACGGGAGACACUCGCGCUGAACGCGACCGUGCUCGUGCUCGAGGACGACGCGGUCGCGACGGCCGCGCCGCCGUGGUCUCGCGCGCGGCUGGCGGAGUUCGAUGCGACGGUGCUCCGCGCCGCGGGGUGGCUCAGCGUGCGGCUAGGGUGGGGGUUCGGGGGCGAGCGGGCGCCGGGGACGACGUGGUCCCGGGACGACGGGCGCGGCUGCGCGUGCGCAUGCGACGUCAGUCGGAGGCCAUGGUGCGCGCUGGGGCGCGACUGCCUCGUCUGGUCGAGCGUUGCCUACCUGGCCAGCGCUGGUCGGACGUUCGACGCGUGGGCGGCGCUUGAGGACGCGCCGCCGAACUUCAUAGUCGUGGGGCACAUCGAACGCGUCGCUGCGGCGUUCUCCAAGGUCGUGGUCGUGCCAGCCCUGGCGGAGCAGAGCGGCGAAGCCCCGGCGGCGUGGCCGGCGCCCCCCAACUCCUGCGCGCCGGAGGGUCCGACGUCGGUGCCGCCGCUGGUCCCUAGACCGACGGCUGGGUCGACCGCGAGCAACGCGACGGCGUCCGACGCCCCGCUGGCGCGGCUCGCGGCGCUGCGCGCCGCAGGCUCCCUCUCGGCCGCGGAGUUCGCGCAUGCCCAGGAGAUCGUGCGGAACGGGAACAACAGGAGGCCACGCCGCCGCCUCGCUGCGGCCGCCGGCGUGCUAUACGCCGUAUGGGACCGCCCUGGGGGCACACCGGACCGCUACGUCCGCGACGUUGUCGCGAGCCUGACUUUCACCCGGCGCGUCGCGGUUCAGGCGUCGCGCUACCCGGUAUUCCUCGCGGCGAGCUCAGGGGACCUCCUCGCUCGCCUGGCUCGUGCCGCGGCACCCGCGCCGUGGGACGACUCAGGCGUCGUUGGAGUCGACCCGCGCAUAAAGGCGCGCGCAGCGGCGACGGAGGACAAUAUCUGGCUCUGGCGCCUGUCGGCGUGGCUCCAGAGCCCAUUCGAGGCGACGUUGUCCCUGGACACGGACGUGCUCGUGCUGCGACCGACCUUCGUCCACUCGCUGCUAGCGCUCGAGACCGACGCGGCCGCCCCGGUCGACCCGGCGCGCUACUUCGCCCACUCCACGUGGGGGGCCGACGCGUCCGCGGCGCCGCCCUUCUGCGCGUGCGUCCUACGCCUCACCAAGUCCCCGUUGGUCGAAGCGUGGCUCCUGGGCGCGGCCGACCGGCUGGCUACGAAGCGGCACGCGCACGUGCGCCAGGGUGACCAGGAAAUGCUGUGGUAUGAGUGGCAGGAAAACCUCGCGGGCCGGCUCCGCCUCCUGAUCCUGCCCGAGGACUACUACUGUCCGAACGUCCCGCUGUCGGCCGCGCGCCCACCGACUUGGAACACGUCCUGGCACGGCUGGAACUCGCGCGGCGCGUACGCCUGCCGCGCCGUCCACGGCCAUCGGCAGUCGGAGGUCACGCGCGCACGAGUCGCCUAUUGCCUCGGCCUCGACGAGGCGGCCUUCCGGCGGCAAUGCGCCGACACGACAGCUCGGCCGCCAGACCGCGUCGUGCAUAGAAGAUAA
Molecule: messenger RNA, 1881 nt
Organism: Pelagomonas calceolata
Lineage: Eukaryota; Pelagophyceae; Pelagomonadales; Pelagomonadaceae
Source: the annotation of a GenBank genome assembly